This is a messenger RNA of Suncus etruscus (white-toothed pygmy shrew), 1760 nucleotides long. RefSeq names its product CDC like kinase 1 (gene CLK1). The record is from RefSeq and is a predicted model, not a curated record. Gene Ontology annotation, cellular component: nucleus. Gene Ontology annotation, biological process: regulation of RNA splicing; protein phosphorylation. Lineage: Eukaryota; Metazoa; Chordata; Mammalia; Eulipotyphla; Soricidae. The coding region runs from base 24 to 1475 and encodes 483 amino acids. Gene Ontology annotation, molecular function: ATP binding; protein tyrosine kinase activity. The transcript is spliced from 12 exons.
AAACACACAAUUUAUUUCUGUAGAUGAGACACUCAAAGAGAGCUUACUGUCCUGAUUGGGAAGAAAAAGAUUGGGAUUAUGGGAAGUGGAAGAGCACCAGUAGUGGUCAUAAAAGAAAAAGGAGAUCGCCUAGCAGUGCUGAGGAGUACAAGCGCUGCAAAUAUAAUCACUCUAAAACCUUUGAUAGCCAUUAUCUAGAAAGCAGAUCUAUAAAUGAGAAGGACUACCAUAGUCGCCGUUACAUUGAUGAGUACAGAAAUGACUACAAUCAAGGAUGUGACUAUGGAUACCACCAUAGAGACCAUGAAGGCAGAUAUCAGAACCAUAGUAGCAAAUCCUCUGGGAGAAGUGGAAGAAGUAGUUAUAAAAGCAAACACAGAAUUCACCACAGUGCUUCUUACCAUCGUUCACAUGGGAAGAGUCACCGAAGGAAAAGAUCCAGGAGUGUAGAGGAUGAUGAGGAGGGUCACCUGAUCUGUCAGAGUGGAGACGUACUAAGUGCAAGAUAUGAAAUUAUUGAUACGUUAGGUGAAGGAGCUUUCGGAAAAGUGGUGGAGUGCAUUGAUCAUAAAGCAGGCGGUAGACAUGUGGCAGUAAAAAUAGUUAAAAAUGUGGAUAGAUACUGUGAAGCUGCUCGCUCAGAAAUACAAGUUUUGGAACACUUAAAUACAACAGACCCCAGCAGUACAUUCCGCUGUGUCCAGAUGCUGGAGUGGUUUGAGCACCAUGGUCAUAUCUGCAUUGUGUUUGAAUUAUUAGGACUUAGUACCUAUGACUUCAUUAAGGAAAAUGGCUUUCUACCAUUUCGACUGGAUCAUAUCAGGAAGAUGGCAUAUCAGAUAUGCAAGUCUGUGAAUUUUUUACACAGUAACAGGUUGACUCACACAGACUUAAAGCCUGAGAACAUCUUAUUUGUACAGUCUGACUACACAGAGGCAUAUAAUCCCAAAAUGAAACGUGAUGAACGGACCUUAAUAAAUCCAGAUAUUAAAGUUGUGGACUUUGGAAGUGCAACAUAUGAUGAUGAACAUCACAGCACUUUGGUGUCUACAAGACAUUAUAGGGCACCUGAAGUUAUUUUAGCCCUAGGAUGGUCCCAACCUUGUGAUGUCUGGAGUAUAGGUUGUAUUCUUAUUGAGUACUACCUUGGCUUUACAGUAUUUCCAACACAUGAUAGUAAAGAGCAUUUAGCCAUGAUGGAAAGGAUUCUUGGGCCAUUACCAAAACAUAUGAUACAGAAAACCAGGAAACGUAAAUAUUUCCAUCAUGAUCGGCUAGACUGGGAUGAACACAGUUCUGCUGGCAGAUACGUUUCAAGGCGUUGUAAACCCCUGAAGGAGUUUAUGCUUUCUCAGGAUGCUGAACAUGAGCUGCUUUUUGACCUCAUUGAGAAAAUGUUGGAGUAUGACCCAUCUCGAAGGAUCACUCUGAAAGAAGCCUUGAAACACCCUUUCUUUCACCCUCUGAGGAAAUAACGUAGAUCUACCGUGUACAGCUCUCCUAGAGAUGACUUGUCUAGACUGUAUCAGUCCAGUUUUAACUAAGUUAUUUUGUAUAGAUUAUGUGAGUUUCUUAAAUUUUUAUAUUGUCAUGUUUAUUUAGAACCUGAUUUUAAAUGGAAUGGCUAAGGAACUGUCUUUGCUAGUAAUUACUGUAUAAGUAAGAUUAUUCAGGAUCAAGCUUGUGCUUAUGAAAUUUCUAUCAUUCGUUUUUAGUGCUAUUAUUUUUACCUCCCCUCAUUUCCAAGAAUAAAUAUUUCG